Messenger RNA from Dryobates pubescens (Downy woodpecker), 509 nucleotides. It is a transcript of the gene ARL2BP, whose product is annotated as ADP ribosylation factor like GTPase 2 binding protein. NCBI's taxonomy places the organism in Eukaryota, Metazoa, Chordata, Aves, Piciformes, Picidae. The transcript has 6 exons. Gene Ontology annotation, cellular component: mitochondrial intermembrane space. Gene Ontology annotation, biological process: maintenance of protein location in nucleus; positive regulation of tyrosine phosphorylation of STAT protein. Bases 57 to 509 code for a protein of 150 amino acids. The record is from RefSeq and is a predicted model, not a curated record.
GCCCUGAGAGCAGCAGGACAGCAGUCUGCCUCCCCUCCAGCACUGAUGCAGUGACCAUGGCAGCCUCUGAGGAAGAGAACUUGGUGGUAGCCACCUCUCCCCCUUCUGAGGCAGAGUUUGAUGCAGUUGUUGGCUACCUGGAGGCUAUCAUCAUGGAUGAGGACUUCCAGAUGCUGCAGAGGAGCUUCCUGGAGAAGCACUACCAGGAGUUUGAUGACUCAGAGGAGAACAAGCUCAUCUACACAGCCAUCUUCAAUGACUAUAUCUCUCUGGUGGAGAAGUACAUCGAGGGGAAGCUGCUGGCCUGGCUCCCUGGCUUCAGCAUGGCUGCCUUCACCAUGGCCUUGCAGCAGCACCAGGAGGAGAUGGCAGGAGACAUCUUUGACAUGCUGCUCACCUUCACUGACUUCCUGGCUUUCAAGGAGAUGUUCCUGGAUUACAGAGCUGUGACUCCUGCACUCCCUUCACCUGUUUAUGAGCUCCUGCCAGCCUCUCACCUCUGGUUAUGA